Molecule: messenger RNA, 3596 nt
Organism: Daktulosphaira vitifoliae (grape phylloxera)
Lineage: Eukaryota; Metazoa; Arthropoda; Insecta; Hemiptera; Phylloxeridae
Exons: 3
Coding region: 58-2754 (898 amino acids)
Source: RefSeq, a predicted model, not a curated record
AUUAGUUAUUCAGAAUAGUAAUAACAUGAUAUUGUUAAUAUAAUAUUUAGAGUAAAAAUGGAGAAUUGGAAAUUGAUUACUUUUUUGUUGAUAAUUUUCUGUUUAAUAUUUAACGAAGCAAAUGAAAAUAGAUAUUCAGAUGACCAAAAUAUAUGCCCAUUUGAAAAAGGUACGACGAGAUAUGCUGCUGCAAAUGGUGAUUUAGAUACAUUAAAAUUGGCACAUGAGAGUGGAUGUGAUUGGGAUGAAUAUACACUUACUGGAGCUGCUGUGAAUGGGCAAUUAGAAUGCUUAAUAUAUGCACAUAAAAAUGGCUGUAAAUGGGAUAAACAUACAACAAAGGCUGCUGCUGAAAAUGGGCAUUUAGAGUGUUUAAAAUAUGCACACGAAAACGGAUGUCUAUGGGAUGAAAAUACAACAAGAGUUGCUGCUGCAAAUGGGCAUUUAGAAUGCUUAAUAUAUGCACAUGAAAAUGAGUGUCCAUGGGAUGAAACGACAACAGAAGCAGCUGCAAAUUAUGGUAAUUUAGAAAACUUAAAAUAUAUCAAAGUAAAUGGAUGUAAAUGGGAUGAAAGGACAACAAGGGCUGCUGCUGUAAAUGGACAUUUAGAAUGCUUAAUAUAUGCACAUGAAAAUAAAUGUCCAUGGGAUGAAAGGACAAUAAGGGCUGCUGCUGCAAAUGGACAUUUAGAAUGCUUAAUAUAUGCACAUAAAAACGGAUGUCCAUGGGAUGAAAGGACAACAGAAGCAGCUUCAAAAUAUGGUAAUUUAGAAAACUUAAAAUAUAUUAAAGAAAAUGGAUGUAAAUGGGAUGAAAGGACAACAAGGGCUGCUGCUGUAAAUGGACAUUUAGAAUGCUUAAUAUAUGCACAUGAAAAUAAAUGUCCAUGGGAUGAAAGGACAAUAAGGGCUGCUGCUGCAAAUGGACAUUUAGAAUGCUUAAUAUAUGCACAUAAAAACGGAUGUCCAUGGGAUGAAAGGACAACAGAAGCAGCUUCAAAAUAUGGUAAUUUAGAAAACUUAAAAUAUAUUAAAGAAAAUGGAUGUAAAUGGGAUGAAAGGACAACAAGGGCUGCUGCUGUAAAUGGACAUUUAGAAUGCUUAAUAUAUGCACAUGAAAAUAAAUGUCCAUGGGAUGAAAGGACAAUAAGGGCUGCUGCUGCAAAUGGACAUUUAGAAUGCUUAAUAUAUGCACAUAAAAACGGAUGUCCAUGGGAUGAAAGGACAACAGAAGCAGCUUCAAAAUAUGGUAAUUUAGAAAACUUAAAAUAUAUUAAAGAAAAUGGAUGUAAAUGGGAUGAAAGGACAACAAGGGCUGCUGCUGUAAAUGGACAUUUAGAAUGCUUAAUAUAUGCACAUGAAAAUAAAUGUCCAUGGGAUGAAAGGACAACAGAAGCAGCUGCAAAAUAUGGUAAUUUAGAAAAUUUAAAAUAUAUUAAAGAAAAUGGAUGUAAAUGGGAUGAGAAAACAACAAGAGCUGCUGCUGGAAAAGGGCAUUUAGAAUGUUUAAUAUAUGCACAUAAAAAUGGAUGUCCGUGGGAUGAUAAAACAACAAGGGCGGCUGCUGCAUUUGGGCAUUUAGAGUGUUUAAAAUAUGCACACGAAAACGGAUGUCCAUGGGAUGAAUAUACACCAAGGAGAGCUACUUUUAAAGGUUCUUUAGUUUGUUUAAAAUAUGCACACGAAAACGGAUGUCCAUGGGAUGAAAAUACAACAAGAGUUGCUGCUGCAAAUGGGCAUUUAGAAUGCUUAAUAUAUGCACAUGAAAAUAAAUGUCCAUGGGAUGAAAGGACAACAGAAGCAGCUGCAAAUGAUGGUAAUUUAGAAAUCUUAAAAUAUGCUCAUGAAAAUGGAUGUAAAUGGAAUGAGAUGACAACCAUGGUUGCUGCUGAAACUAAUAGUUUGGAAUGUUUACAAUACGCACACGAAAAUGAAUGUCCAUGGGAUGAAAAAACAACAUGGGCUGCCGCUGAAAAUGGGCAUUUAGAAUGCUUAAGAUAUGCACAUGAUAAUGGAUGUCCAUGGGAUGAAAGGACAACAGAAGCAGCUGCAAAUUAUGGUAAUUUAGUAAACUUGAAAUAUGUUAAAGAAAAUGGAUGUAAAUGGGAUGAAAAAACAACAAGGGCUGCUGCAAUGGGACACUUGGAAUGUUUAAUAUAUGCACAUGAAAACGGAUGUCCAUGGAAUGAAAGCACAACUAGAUAUGCUGCUGCCUGUGGUUGUGUCGACUGUUUAAUUUAUGCUCAUAAAAAUGGAAGCAAUUGGGAUGAAGGUACAAUAAUUGCAGCUGCUAUGCAUGGUAAUUUAGAUUGCUUAAAAUAUGCUUAUAAACAGGGAUAUGGUUGGGUUGAAGGUAUCAUGAGAGUGGCUGCUGCAAAUGGACAUUUAAACUGCCUAAAAUUUGCCAAAGAAAAUGGUUGUGAAUGGGACGAAGGCACAACAAGAGAAGCUGCUGCGAGUGGUUAUAUUAACUGUUUGAUAUUUGCAUAUGAAAAUGGCUGUAAUUGGGAUGAAGGAACGAAAAGUGCAGCCGCUGCAAAUGGUCAUUUAGACUGUCUAAAAUAUGUUCAUGAAAAUGGAUGUAUGUGGGACGAAAAUACAACAAGACUUGCUGCAGCAAAUGGUCAAUUUUAUUGCUUAAAAUAUGCUCAUGAAAAUAAUUGUCCAUGGAGUAGAGAUACCAUAAAUGAAAAUAUUCGAAAUAGUCAUACUGAUAUAGUAAACUAUGCCAUCGAAAAUGGCUGUCCUAUUUAGUUUACUAUUUUAUAUAAAUUUAUGUUGGCUAUAAUUUUUUACAAUUUUUUAAUUAAAUUGUCUUAAGUUUUGAUGGUAUGUAAUUUAAAGACUGCAAUUAGACAUUUUACUUUUUUAUGCAAUCCAUUUUUUUAAAAAUAUCAAAAUCUAAUAUCUUAUAUUAAUAUAUUUUUUUAAUGUUACAAUAAACUUGUUAUCCUGACUUCUACAUGAAAUAAAACAUGGCUAGAUAAGACCUAAUUGAAUUUGCACAUUUUUUUACUUUGAUGGUUUAUUCCUUAAAGUAGAGAAAUCAUGGGAUAGUUUUUUUUUUUAAUAUUGUAGUACACUUUAAGAGCUUUAAUUUGGUAUAAGCUAAAAUAAAGCAGUUGUUCUGUAACAUUUUCAAAAAUCAAGUUGAAAUAAAAUUUUUACAUGCAUGGGUGGUCUUUUUUAAGAACUUUCUUUACUUAGGUUCUUCUUUAGCCUUACAUUAUAAUAUGGUAAGGACAGGCACGUAGCCAGAAAAUGUUUAUUGAAGGCCAACAAUUUUGGGCCCUUGUAUCAUUUUCCAUAAUUUGUUUCCCAUGAAAAGCUUGUGGGGGGGCUUCCUCCACUUCUCAUUAGACAGUAUCCCAUACUAUGAAUCUUACAAGUUCAACAUUUUACCAUUGGUUGGUUAAAAACAAUUUGUUUUCGUAUAAAGUAUAUUAAUUAUUACAGUAUUACAGUAUUAUGAAAAAUGGAUAGUACCUAUAAUUAAAAAAAAAAAAAUACUUUCAUCUUCACUAUCGGGAAGAAUUUUUCAUAUUGUGAAAAAUAAAUAAAAUAAUGAUGUAAACAUAGGCUGGUUUAAUUUUUCA